CAUGAACCACUCUUGCCCUUCUGCGUGUGUGUGUGCCACUAGUCUCUGUGUCUUUUCGGGCAGAGAAUAGAAAAGUUGGGGCAAAGUCUGAGUCAGCUCCAGCAGCUACCAGACACUCACAGCAACUCCCAUCCACAGUGACAGGUUUCUUCUCUCUCUCUCUCUCUGUGUCUCUCUCUCCUUUUUUUUUUACUGCUCUCUCAUUCACUCUCUCUCUCUCUCUUUCACACACACACACACACUCACACCACCCGUCACUCCUGGCAGAGGGAAGACAGGACCACAGGAGAACUGUUACACACCUUUACUCCCAGCUUACUCACCCAGACACCGCCAGACGCUUUGCCCAGGAUGUGGACGCUUCUCUUGGGGGUCACCUUUGGAUUACUGGCCUCCUCCAGGUCGGAACAACUUCAAGUGAAUUCCCGCGGUUGCAGUUAUGCUGGGGUCUUUAUGGCUGAGGGAGCAGGCCGUCACUCCCUGAACUUUGACAUGGCUCAAACGGUGUGUAAGCAGCUGGAGAGCGUCUUGGCGAGUCCAGAUCAAGUCCAGGUGGCCUAUGAUAAGAACAUGCAAACAUGCAGGUACGGCUGGAUCAGCAAUAUGAGCAUCGCCAUCCUCAGACACACAGAGCAUGAAAACUGCGCCAAGAACAUGACUGGCUUCAUUGUUCAGCCACAUGUAAACGCUAGCGAACCCUUCGAUGUCUACUGCUAUGAUGAUACAGCUGGGCCUGAGGAGAACUGUACGAAAAAAUUCGAAAUAAGGGGAGAAGUAGCCGCAGAUGAAGCAGCCCCUACAACAGCAGAGGAUCAGGAAGAAACCACUCCAAAAACCCGGCCUGAGGAUGCCUCUGGUAGUGAGGGAAGUGACCCCACAGCAUAUCAUGAAGAUAUGAUGGAAACCACCCCAUCGGCCACCACUGUUGCCAUAAAGCUGAGUGUGGAUGAGCCGGAGGCUUCCACGGAGGGCCCCGGUGUAGAGGAAAACCCCUCUGGAGGGAGUGAGAAUGGCAGCGUGGGAUCCACUUUCACUCCUGGAGAGUUCGAUCAGUCCACUGGAUCUGGGAUGCAACCACAUGAGGAAGAAGGACCCGCCCCUACAAUGACCCCUGUUGGAAAGGAAGAGGAAACACAGCCUCCCAGUGAAAUGGAGCCAGAGAAAGGGAAAAAAGAGCCUGACAGAGAGACUGCCAGAACAGAGCCCCCACCGAAGAAUGGUCGGGGACAGGCCCUGGCUCCUGAGCCUGAACAACAGGACAACAGCGGUUCAUCCAACUGGCUGGUAAUCAUUUUAGUGAUCGUGGCAGUGGCUGCUAUUCUUCUCGUGUGCUUAGCUGUUGCCAAAAGAAAGAGCUGGUGUGGCAAACAGCAGACCCUGAUGAUCACAGCCAAAGACGGCGGCGAAGGCAACGGUGCUGCAGCAUCAGCAUCCAGCUCCCACGCCCAGGAGAGGGAGCAGGAAAUGGUGACCCUCAUGAACAAGGAGAAGAUCCAGGAGAAUGGCAACACAGAGGAGUUCACCGUCAUCACGCUAGAGGAGUCGCCAGAUAAAGAGCAGCUGGCGUGAGAGAGGAGGGUAGUAGAGCCAGGCAGGAGAGAGUAGAUGAGGAUAGGGAGGGAUGGAAUCAGGAGAUGGUUGGGAUGGCUUGGGGCUCCAAACACUGGGGGGUAAAAACUGCUUUGGUGGUCAGCACUGGAUGGACACUGAGUAAGGGUGGGUGUUAUUAAGAGAGAUUGUCCUACUGAGGUACAAAUACUGUACUGGGUCUAAAGCUGUCGCCUCUCAGUGGGACCAGCGUGUGCAGCAUUUUGUUUGUGUGGUAUGCGAGGUUAGCUAGGACUGAAUGGCGGUCAAAGAGUGUCAUGCAGGGUGGGGUGUCAUGCAGGGUGUGUGAAUGUGUGUUGUGUCUUUGUGUUUGUGAGCUGUACACUUUGUCAGGCUGGAUAGAUGAGUUUUAAAGGGAGGGGGUGGCGAGGGUCUAAUUUGUAAAGAACACAUUGAUGCAGAUUAUUCUCUUUUUUAUAGUAUUGGUGGAUCCUAAAUUAAAGGGCCAUUCAGCCUAAAUGGGAAAUAAUGAAUCAAUGAUGAGAACUGGGUUAUAUUAUUUGAGAUAUACUGCAGAUAGAAAAAAAUAAUUUUGAACAAAACAACCCUUGAUGUUUCCCACAUGUUUCAUUUAUUUGUUUGUUUGCUUACUGUUGUAACCUUGUGUAUAUUUCUGACAUUGCCUGUGGACUGGAGAUUUUUUUUUUUUUUUUUCAAGACAACUGUCACUACCUUAAUUUAUGCAGCUUUGAUUCCCAUUUUCUCGGUCUCUGUAUAUAAAGUAUAUGUUUUGGAAAUGCCUUAGCAAUAGCUUCCAGUGCUUUUUGUUGUUUGGUAGGAAGGGGCUUUGUAUCCCUUUUUAAAAUAAAGGAAUGUGUCAUUUUUUUGAGAGUUAUUUAAAUAGAAAAGAGCACCUCCGAGGUAAAUAAUUGUGAAUGGAUUUUGCUAUAGUCGAAGUGGAGUGGAUAAUGUAUGAAUCAACUUGAUGUAUAGCAUCCAAAACUGUGCAGCUGAUGCACCAUUGAAGUCGGUUAAUAUUUAUAUUGGGUCGGGAAUGUGUUGAUAUGAAGUCCCUGAUGUUAUCCUGAGGAUAAGUAGAAUAAUAAAGAUGAUGUACAUACUAUAUACACAGUGUGUACAUUGAGUAAGGGAAAAAAAAAGAAAGAGCAAAAGAAAGAAUCGGGUGGAUUGAUAAUAAUUUUUUGAAUGCAAUACUUAAGCUCAAUCGUAAUGAAGAGAGUGACUGCAGCCUAGUGUUAGAUGCUGAACUACAUGGCACAUAUGAUAAUGGGGGGCCCGUGUGCUGUAAACACAUAGCAAUGUAAAGGUUUCUUCAUAUGAAAGGGGCUGUGACAACGUCGUCUGUGUGCUCCUGAGGGGGGAGGGGUGUGAUGAAUGAAGCUUGUGUGCUUGCCCAGGCCUCAAUGUGCCAGUCUUUGUACAUUUCACACAUGUAAACAAAAUGCUGCAGUUUUUCUACUGACCUUCUCAUUGGUGAAAUAUAUCAUACAUUGUGUCAUAUCAAUAUUAUCCCCUGUGUGACAGCCAGUUUUUCCUGGUUCGUCUGUAUAAAAACGCUGGAUUACACACAGCGGCUGCAAACUGAUGUUUUUGUCUCUGACUUGUUCCGUUUAAUUUUUUCCUGCUUUUUGCUCUUAUGAUUCAUUUUGAGGAGACGUAGCAAAUGUACUUAGUGUAGGCAGGUUUUAUGAGAAAAUUAACAAAAGAUGUCGCUGAAACGAUUUGUAAAGUCAUGAACGAAAAUAAAUGUGUAUAGAAAGAGA
Messenger RNA from Epinephelus moara (kelp grouper), 3332 nucleotides. RefSeq names its product CD44 antigen-like. The coding region runs from base 352 to 1569 and encodes 405 amino acids. Lineage: Eukaryota; Metazoa; Chordata; Actinopteri; Perciformes; Serranidae. The record is from RefSeq and is a predicted model, not a curated record. Gene Ontology annotation, biological process: inflammatory response; positive regulation of ERK1 and ERK2 cascade; cell adhesion. The transcript has 8 exons. Gene Ontology annotation, cellular component: macrophage migration inhibitory factor receptor complex; plasma membrane; basolateral plasma membrane. Gene Ontology annotation, molecular function: hyaluronic acid binding; cytokine receptor activity.